Molecule: messenger RNA, 354 nt
Organism: Prorocentrum cordatum
Lineage: Eukaryota; Dinophyceae; Prorocentrales; Prorocentraceae
Source: the annotation of a GenBank genome assembly
AUGCCGUGCGCACAGCGGAGCUUCCCCCAGCGCUACAAGGAGGCAUACACUACGGAACUCACAGAGUUUAUUACGAUGGUGCGCGCUGGGCGCAGCAGCGACCAGUACCACCUCGAGCAGGAAGCGAUUCUGCGCCACUCGAGCAUCGCGCGCAUUACGGUCGCCGCAGAGUUGUCGUGGAAGCUCGGCCGGUCGGUGGACUUAAGGGACUUGGAGGGCUUGCUCGCUGAAAAGGACGAGGGCGAACGGGGAGCUGACGCCGAGACUUGGAGAACUCGCGGCUCCGGGAGCGAUUUAGGCGUUAAGUGUCGCAGCAUGCAGUCCAGAGGGAAGUGGAUCGCGUAUCUUUGUUGA